AUGCUGAACCGUACUGGCAAAGUCUGGCACAACCUUACCGAGGAAGACAAGGUCCUGAUGGGGCCGAUCUUUCUGGAGCCGCACGACCAGCAGCCUGUGUUUUGCAAGCAGAAGGAGAUGGAGGGCGGCGAUCGGAUACCUCAGGUUAGCAUGAGAGAUGCACUGACCUACAAGCAUUUCUUGUUUGUGCUGCUGAAAAGGUCAUCCCAAGUCUACAGCCUUCGCCGGAAGCAGCUGUCCCAAGCAGCCGUGCGGCAGCGGCGGCAGCGUCGAGAACGCCGCCGGCGAGGCGUGCCAAGCUCCGUGCCCGACAAGCUGCGGCAGCACCGCUUGCGCGAGGUCCGGGCAUUGCUGCAGGCAGCCUUGUGGCCACGCAGCCCGCGUGGCUGCAAGCGCGCGGGCGAGAGCUGCAAGCUCUCCGACUCCGCGUGGGCAUGGAAGAAGCCUAGAGAGCAAGUUUCGUAUCACUACGCUCAGUUUCAGCCUGUGGUGGACACUGUCCUGAAUGCCCACUCCACGUACGAGCUCCAGUCGCUCGCCGCGACCUACGCCAGCGAGAUUUCCACCCUGUCUACUGCGCUCUUCCAUGCGCAAGAGGCGGCCGCCGCAUUGUACCACUCAGACGAUCACAACUGCGACCCUGCGGGGUCUAUGUCGGAUCACGACUGGCACGUCUACCUCGACACACUAGGUGGGACGCGCCUCCUCUCGCAGCAGGUCACGUGGCACUUCAUGCAGGUGGCCUUGCGCAGCAACGUCCACACCAGCAAAGUGGAGUUGACGGUAUUGAUGGCCGAGACCGGUCAGAUGAUGCGAAGCCUCGUGGAGGGGAAAAAAGUCGACGGAAUCCCGGCGCCGCCAAAUCAGAAGGUAGUCGACCUCCUGGAGCACGCCUGGGAGCGAUGGGAUGUACUGAGCCAUGUUCUUACCGAAGCAGUGCACAUGGAGGUCAUCCCAGGGGUCAUGGUGGACCGUGUGGCACAGCUGAGCCAGGCAGUGCUUGCGGACCUCGAUGUCGUGAUGCACCACACGGAGCAAGCUGCCUAUGCGGCGAGCCACAGCUCCGACUCGUUUUUGGUGGAGCAGACCAGUCAACAGGAGACCCUGCUCUACAAGAUUUCGGUGGAGGCUGCACUGGUCCUUUCUGGGAUACAGGUCCAUGAGAAUUGGCUGCUGCUGAACGAGUCCCGCGGCCUCUUCGAUGAGACCCAGACGAUGUUGCUCCAGGGGGCUCCAGCAACGAACCACAGCCCUGCAAUGGAGAAGCAGACGCAGGUGUGCAUGAUCGCACGCAUGCGAGAGGUGGGAGACCUCUUCUCCCAGCUGGAGCAUUCCGCGCUGGGCGUGGCCUGGGGAAACAGCACCGAGCUGACCGAGCUUGGACGCCUUGUCCCGCUGGCGCUCGCAGCUGCGCAGUCCCAGUCAGAGGCGCUCGUACUGAAGACAGCCACCAGCUGCGAAAAUGCCACGGAGCAGCUUCCCCUCGACUCUUGGCUGGCGCUGCACCAGGAGGCAGCCACCCUGGCGCGAUGGAGCCAGCGGGCGACGUGCGACCUCAUCCUUCGUCAGAAGGGGCGUUUGGAAGCGGCACAGCUGCAGGCCCGCAUGGACUUGCUCCUGGGCUCCGCGCAUCGGCUAGAGUUUGGGGCCUUCUCGCCCCGCGUGCCGGCGCCUCCCUCCCAGGAGUACCUGGACCACUUUUCCGCCACGGUGUCGCCGGCUCUCGAUUCCUUCGAGGCCGCCACCGCAGCGGAGGAUGUGCUUGCAGCUGUAGCAGCUGGGGAGGCGUUACGCCUGGCGGCCGAAGAGACCCAAGCCAGGUACCUCAAAGCCGCGCUUGCGGCCCGCCCCACCUGGCCGGGGGACCGGGUGGACGCGGUGACGCGCGAGCUCACGCAGGCCUGCGUGGUCUUCCGCGAAGCCCUUCUCUACACCUACGGCCAGCGAAGUGCGGAUUCAGAACUGCAGGCCGCGGUGGCGAACUUCGAGGCGAUGCACCAGGAGUCGAAGGAUGGCGGAGACACCCUCGAGCCCAUCGUCGUAGCUCGGCAGGACAUCCUGGAGCAGUGGGAUCGCGUGGGUCAGGCUUGGGCCACACUGAAAGGGCAGCUGACGACUGCGGCUGCCGAGGACAUGUGGCGCAGCGAGCAGACCCUGGAGGUUCUCCUAGCAGAGCUCUCCGCCGCGAUACCUCUCUACAGCAAGGAGGACGACGUGCCUGCAGAACACUUCCCUUAUUCGGCACUCAUCUACGCCUCGGUGGGCGGCUGUUUGUUCUGUGGCUGCUGCGCCAUCAUCUGCUACAACUGCCGGAGAAAAGGUGGGCCGAAGGAUGCUGCCAAGCAAAUGAAGAUGCAUCAGCCGGAUGUGCAAGACACAGGGCUCGGCCCAUGA
Symbiodinium natans is the source of this 2394-nucleotide messenger RNA. Lineage: Eukaryota; Dinophyceae; Suessiales; Symbiodiniaceae. The record is from the annotation of a GenBank genome assembly.